UGGGUUGCGCGGGUUGCCUGAUGAUAUUUCCCAUUUAUCUGGCACAAACAGACAGAAAAGUGGCACUUUUCAUCACUUUUCCUUCCUAUUUUCUCUGCUAAUCUCCCUUAAAUACGUGCACACUGCUGUGCAAUCCUGAAAGAGGGGACUUUUGGCUGGCAGUGCUUAGCAGUGCCGGAGAGAAAGUGCGAGUUUGUCGCGACUUUGGUGUGAAGUUCGUGGCGUGACAUUUUGAGUGGUGGGCAAAUUUGGGUGAAUUUAGCAGCGCAUCGUUUGAAAAGUCAUCCGGGAGCAUGUCAGGGCUAGAGGAGGAGGCGCAGGAGGAGGCGAAGGAGAUGUACGAGUGCAGCAGCUGCCAAAUGUACUUCCCGGACGUGAUGGAUCACGUCCGGCGCUACCACGGCGGCCAGAAUGUGGUGCUGGAGAUGGACGAGGAGCCACGCGAAGUGGCCGAGGAGGCGCUGGAGGAGCCCGAGGCAGUGGCGGAGGAGGAGGACCAGGAGUACACGAUCGAGUACAUCACGGAUGAGCCGACGGAGGUGAUGAAGGUGGAGCGGGAGGAUGAGGCGGAGCCGCGGCGGCCCGAGAAGGUGGAUAUGCCGAUGAAGAGUCGCCACGUGAAGGUGGAGCGAUUCUGGGAAGCGCCAGCGCCGCUGCCCACAGAGCGCGAGCCGUCGCCGCGGCCCAGCCGGCGGCAUCUACCAGAUGAUCCCGAUCCGCUAGACGUGUACAAGUGCGGCGAGUGCGGCACGGUGUUCCCCAACAACAAGUCGCUGCGCCUUCACGUGAAGAUGCACAAGCCGAUCCACCAGCGCACCAUCGAGGAGGCCAUCCAGAGCGACAUGCGCGGCGUGCGGGGGCGCCCCGAGCAGAAGAACACCUUCCACUGCGACAAGUGUGGCAAGGACUACGACGAGGCGUUUAUGGAGAUGCACAUGCGCAUGCACAGCGACGAGCCCAGCUUCCACUGCACGAUCUGCAACAAGAAGUUCGAGUCGGAGGAGAGCUUCAGGAUGCACUCUAACGUGCACCAGGAGCGCGCCACGUACGCCAAGGAGAGCCGCAGGAAGGACGCGCCGCGCCCCUACGCAUGCCAAUACUGCGACAAGGCCUUCAUCCGGCCGCACGAGAAGGUGAAGCACGAGCGCAUCCACACUGGCGAGAAGCCUCACGCGUGCGAAGUGUGCGGCAAGACGUUCCGCGUGGCCUACUGCCUCACGCUCCACAUGCGCACGCACACCAUGGUGCGGCCCUACGUCUGCUCGCUCUGCGGCCGCCGCUUCAAGGCACACGCCGUGUACAACCAUCACAUGAAGACGCACGGCGAUGAGCGCAACUAUAAGUGCCCAUUCUGUCCCAAGGCCUUCAAGACGGCCGUUCAGCUGUCCGGGCACAAGAACAGCCACACGAAGCCCUUCAGCUGCACGGAGUGCAAUCGGCCCUUCGCGUCGCUGUACUCCGUGCGGGCGCACAUGGAGAUGCACCGCAAGCCAGCCAACGGACUGCGCUACAAGUGUGACAUCUGCGGCGCCACGUACGCGCGCAACUCCUCCGUGAAGGACCACAUCAAGGAGGCGCACGGCGAUGAUCCGCUCAUGGAGGAGACAGAGCUCUUCACCGAGAUCGAUCGUGCCGCCGAGCUGGCCGUGGAGACGCUCGAGGACGCCAAGAUCGUCGCGACGAGCAUCGCACUGGGGUCUGAGGCGGACGACGAGGUGCUCGUGGCCGAAGCCGAGUGGAUCGACUGACUUUAAUUUGUAUAUUUCCAUUGAGACAUUCUGUAGCUUCCCUCGUAAUGGGCAAUAAAAAGAUAUGUGUUAUGUUCCAAUUCUUCGCUUUUGAGCAUUCAAUUGUGAAUUUUCAGCGCUAAAGAAAAUCACAAACUUGCGUGAGAUUUGAACUCAUGAGAGCCGAAAGUGAAACUUUUAACCCUCACCAGGGCUUGGAAA
Molecule: messenger RNA, 1949 nt
Organism: Phlebotomus argentipes
Lineage: Eukaryota; Metazoa; Arthropoda; Insecta; Diptera; Psychodidae
Product: zinc finger protein 771
Exons: 4
Coding region: 294-1748 (484 amino acids)
Biological process (GO): regulation of transcription by RNA polymerase II
Molecular function (GO): DNA-binding transcription factor activity; RNA polymerase II cis-regulatory region sequence-specific DNA binding
Source: RefSeq, a predicted model, not a curated record